This is a messenger RNA of Erythranthe guttata (spotted monkey flower), 1424 nucleotides long. RefSeq names its product polyadenylate-binding protein 1 (gene PABN1). The record is from RefSeq and is a predicted model, not a curated record. NCBI's taxonomy places the organism in Eukaryota, Viridiplantae, Streptophyta, Magnoliopsida, Lamiales, Phrymaceae. Gene Ontology annotation, molecular function: poly(A) binding.
AUAACAGAAUGAAAAGCAUAAAAACGACUGUUUCAUCUUUUUCACCCUCAACAAUUAUCAUCCUCUCUGUGAAAUUCGAAUCCCUUUUCUAACGAAACCAAACCCCAGAAAAUCCCAUACCAAAGGAGCACAAAUUGUUCAACCCCAAUUCACAUUCCGCACUGCCCUAAUUGUCGUCCGUUGCACUGUUUCACAAACGCGGACAAUUGGCGGCGAUUCCUGCAAAAAAAAUCCAGCUGUAGAGAGAGAGAGAGAGAGGCAGGAGAUGGAGCAUCAGGCGCAGCACGAACAAGACGACGACGUUUACGGCGGCGAUGUGCCUGAGGAUGCUUACAUGGAGUCCGAUUUCGACCCUUCUGCCGAUGCCGAAGCUGCUGAGGACUCCAAAUCUAAGGAGUUGGAGGGUAUGAAGAAGAGAUUGCAGGAAAUUGAGGAAGAAGCAGGUGCACUUCGCGAAAUGCAGGCUAAGGUCGAAAAGGAGAUGGUUUCGAAUCAAGAGGAUUCAACAGGUGGAUCUGCUAACCAGGCUGAAAAGGAAGAGGUGGAUGCUCGAUCCAUAUAUGUUGGUAAUGUGGAUUAUGCAUGUACACCUGAGGAGGUGCAGCAGCACUUUCAAUCUUGUGGGACAGUAAACAGGGUCACUAUCUUGACCGACAAGUUUGGUCAACCCAAAGGUUUUGCUUAUGUAGAGUUUGUGGAGGUCGAGUCAGUUCAAAAUGCUGUGCUACUAAAUGAAUCCGAACUGCACGGCCGUCAGCUGAAGGUAUCUGCCAAGAGAACUAAUGUUCCUGGAAUGAAACAAUACCGAGGAAGACGUCCAAAUCCAUAUUUUGGGUCGAGAAGGCCUUUUAUGCCUGGUCCACCUGCUUACCCUCCUUAUGGUUAUGGGAGGGUUCCAAGGUUCAGGCGCCCUAUGCGCUACAGGCCAUACUGAAAGCAGCAUCUUUCCGAGAUGGCCGACCUGCUGUAAGAUAGAGGGAAUGAAUAUGGACAAACAAUUGACCUUCAUUCAAUUGUACCUGCUUAUAAUUUAUACCUUUCCCUUGAUAACUUGGGCAUAUUUUUAUUUUUAUUUUUAAUUUUAUUUAUCGAGAGGCAUAGCGAGAGGCCAGAUUUAGUUUGAUAUUGAAAACUCCUUUUUCGACUUCAGUUGUAACAUUAUGUCAUUAGCUGCAUCCAACUACAAUAACUUAUAGGCAACAAAUGGAUUAAAAAAACUAAUAGCUAGGUUGUUUUAUUGUUGUCUUUAUUUUCUUUAGGUGUUUGUUCAUGUUGUCCCGACCUCAUAUUAUCGAGCAUGUAAUGUAUGUACUUUUAUAAUUCGGUGCAUCAACCUGAUCAUUAUGUGUCCAGAAAUUUCUCGGCAUGUUCGUGUACCGUGUCAAAUAUUUAUGGCUUAAUAUACUUGAAUGCAUUUCUAUUCA